This is a messenger RNA of Heterostelium album PN500, 219 nucleotides long. RefSeq lists its product as uncharacterized. The record is from RefSeq and is a predicted model, not a curated record. The transcript has 4 exons. Lineage: Eukaryota; Evosea; Eumycetozoa; Acytosteliales; Acytosteliaceae. Bases 1 to 219 code for a protein of 72 amino acids.
AUGUUUGAGGGUGCUCGUUUAAAAUUGAAAAAUGAUGGAUGUUGCAACAAUAGAGCUGAAGUCAUUUCAAAAAAAAAACAUUUUUUAAAAUAUAUCAAUCAACUAUCUAAAGAAAGUUUAGAGAUAUCUGCUCAUGCUUUGUUUUUGGUUUUCGAAUAUAUAGGGAAUAGACUUGUGAUCGAAUGUUCUGACAAUAGAAGAAAUAAUACAAUUUUAUAA